AGCAGCCGCGGGUGGGCCACGGUGGCGGGGGGGCCCUGGUCAGGCCCUGCGGCGCCGGGGCGGAGCCAUGGACUGCUGCGAUGCGCGCGGCAUCGCAGACGAGGCGGACUGCGGCAUCGUGGCGUUCGCAGCAGCAGGCUUGCGCCCGCUGGGGGGCACGAUCAAGGCCAGCCCAGAGGACUUCCGGGUGCGCGAGCUCCCGCAGCAACCUGCCGCCGUCGCUUACCCGGGCCAACAGGGCAGUUUCCUCAAGUUCACCCUGCACAAGCGGGGGGUCGACACCCUCGAGGCUCUGGACUCGCUGGCGCAGGCGUGCCGGGUGCCAGCGCGCAGCUUCGGGUUCGCGGGCAUCAAGGACUCCCUCGCGAUUACGACGCAGGAAGUCACGGUGUCUCCAGAGCUGGUCUCCGAGGCCGCGCUCCUGGAAGCGGCGGGCACGCUGCCGCAGCUGCGAGCCCUGGGCUUGCGCCCCUGCGACGCGCCCCUCUCCCCGGGCAUGCUGGCCGGGAACCGCUUCCUCCUGCGGGUGCGCGGCGUGAGGGCCAGCGCGAGGCGCGUGCGGCAAGCAUUGCGAUCGUUGAGGCGGCGCGGUUUUGUCAACUACGUGGGCAUGCAGCGAUUCGGCAAGGCGGGCGUGCGCAGCGACCUCCUCGGCCUGGCUUACCUGCGCGGGGAGUACGAGCGGUGCGUAGACUUACUGCUCCACCAGGGCGCUGGCGGAUGCCGCAACGAGGCGGGCGCGGGCGGCAGGGAGUUCAAGUGGGUUGAGACCUUCCGGCGCACCGGCAGCGCUGCGGCGACCUUCCAUGAAAAGUAGAACAGCAAGGAGUUACAUUAACAUAAAUGUGCAGUGGUUCACGUGGAUUUCUUGGGUCAGCAUUGGGCCCCAUAGCGGCGCCGCUGGCGCUGCCCUUGGCGCGCUUCGCGCGCCAGGGGAGGGGGGUUCAGCGCCGACCCGAGAAAUCGGCGUGAACCUCUGGACGUUGAUGUUGAUGUUGUGUCCUAUUAUUCUAGGCUCAAGCUGGGCUUGUCCCUCUACAAGAGGAUUCCAUCAUGACCCUUUUCUUGGGAUCCCGCAAAGGGGGAGUGUGCCCUGGGGGGGGGAGUUCGAUCGGCUUUUGCACUGAACCGCCCAAAACAGGUGCCCCCCAGCCGCCGGCAGCUCCCGAUGGUUGCCGAUAGGUGGGGCAUGUGGGAGGCAUCUGUUUGCGGCAGUUCGGUGCACCAACGGAUCGAAGUCAUGCCUCGCCUCAGGGUCACCCCCACCUUGUGGUGGAUCACGAUUUUCCUUCAUGCCGAGGCGACGCUGCGCACUAUUAGCCCAGAGGGGCUCCAGGUCCAAUUGUCGAGCCGCUUUGCUCAAACUUCUGGCGUUGCAUGCUCGGAUUUUGGACCUGGCGGCUCUGUGGGGAGGGGCCAGAAAUGCAAGCUCGCUGCGAAGUGUUCUCCCCCUUUUCUGUCUCGCUGCCCCUUCCGUUUCCCUUUUCCAGGACGAGAGGAGAUGGUGAGAGAACAGAAGGGGGGGAACAUUGUGCGCAGUAUUUCUCGGCCCUUAGCUAUGCCACAUUUCGGGCUCUGGACGGAGCGCCGCUUGCUCACCGCCUUGCACCGGAGGCGAGAGGACGACGGAGGCCUGGACGGCUGGAAAAACAGCUGUUGAGGUGCCCAGAGCAGCGGAUUUGGACAAAGCUGCCCUUCCGCUCGCCCCCCUCACCAGGAGGCGAUUCCAUGGGGGCUGCACGAUGGGCGACUGCGUGGUCAAUCUGAUUAUUGGGCUGCUUCCGUUUUGGAGCUCUCGGCGAGGUCCAGCUGCCGGUCUCUGGACACCACUUGCCCCAGUGCUCCCCU
Prorocentrum cordatum is the source of this 1848-nucleotide messenger RNA. The record is from the annotation of a GenBank genome assembly. NCBI's taxonomy places the organism in Eukaryota, Dinophyceae, Prorocentrales, Prorocentraceae.